AUGGGAUCGGAAGAACAAAUACCCGGAGAUGUUAUUAGCAUGGGGGAAAGCGAUAGCGAAGAAGAAAACAGUCACGUCGAAAAGAGGUCAAUAGCUGAUGUUGAUGGCCCCGACGGCGAAGAGAAUCAACCCUCGAAAGCCGCCAAGCGCCCAAAGCUCAGCCGCCAAUCGCCGAGCAGCGACGCAAGCAAGGUCUCCGAGGAAGGCGAAAUAGAAGAGAGCUUAUCAAAGUCCCUCAGCAGCCAGUCCAGCAUAUCGAGCCUCCGGCCACGUGCCAAGUCGUUCGUUCCCUGGGACCCGCCGUUGUUCACGACUGACACGGUCAACCUGAAGUUACCAGCGCUCUCGCGGAGGAAGGAAGGAUCUUGGGUGGAUCGCGUCACGGAUUGGACUACUGUGCUGUGUACGAUCAAUUUUGAUUCCCUGGCCGAGAUCAAGCCCGCAACGGUUGUUUCCGCCUUUGGUCAAUACGUUGACGUGCACAGCGGUCUGAAAGCACCAAAAAGGAAAUCAGCCAAGCAGACUGUUUGUGCUAUGGAGGACUCGGGAAAGCUUGCUACGAUUAUCGGAAGCACACAAGCGCCGGCUCCUGCGCCGGCCGCUGCGUCACCCGAACCGGCGGACGAGGUGGAAAAUGGUCAAGUCCCCGACUCACCAGAGUACGUGCCGAGUGAUUCCGUGCUGCCAGAACAUAGCCAGGCUGCCAACAGCCACGCAAGCGGCGCUGCCGCAGAGACAAAUGGUGUAUCGGUACCGGAAGGGCAGCCAACAGCGGAGCAGCUCCGAUACUUUCCUUCUGCGGAAAACGCCGCCGACAUGUGCGUUUUGUGCGGCCACAAAGGCCAUGUAGCUGGCUCUUGCAGCCACACAAAAUGUAAGUUCUGUGGCGAAACUGGUCACUGGGCGUUUAGCUGCAAAGCCAUCCAGGCCAGAUGCGGAAAGUGUCGCCAACUUGGCCACGAGACUUCGUCCUGCGUGGAAAAACUGGCUCUCACAAAGGAUGAGGGCUUGGCCUGCGCCUACUGCGGCCUGCAACACCACCUCGAAGGUGAUUGCACGGAGCCAUGGCGAUCGUUCCACGCUGAGGGAGAUGUCGUUUUCCCCGUUAUUGCUAUCCAGGCAUCAUGUGCCGUGUGCGGCUCUCGAAACCACUUUGCGUCGGACUGCUCGCAGAAGGGCAAUCGCCCCUUUAACCCUUCAUGGACGCUACGAAACCGGGAUCUCUUUGUAGAUGCGAACUGCGGCAAUGAGUCUAUUGAGGAAGCUGCUAGCCCGCACCUUCGUGCGGAACCUAACACAAGCCAAAGACAGACCAGGGCGCCACGCGGUCCCGCUGCGCGCGCCAUGAAUGUGCGCUAUUCAGAGAGCGACGACUCUGAUGAUAUCGAGCUGCUCGGCCAGAGAGCCGCACCAAAGCAUCAGCAGCAAAGGGCGCCACGGGCAGGGUCCAUACGGGUGGCAACCAACCUUCAGAUGCCUACGCUGGGAGGUCACGUCGUCCAGCCGCCGCUUCCGCCCGGGCCGCCUCCGCCGCUCCCUCCACAGAGCCAUCCCCCGCCUCCCGGCACCUCGGGCUACUCUAGAAACCAGCACGGGCCGCCGCCUUCACUGCCCCCAAAGCCGCCGACAGCGCGGAACAACCACCGCGGGCCUCCGCCCCCAGGAGAGCCCCGCCACGGUGGUGGCAGCCGCGGACGAGGUGGUCCCCCGCGUGGGCGAGGGGGGCGUGGAGGUGGAGGUGGACGGGGCCGGGGACGAGGACGAGGACAACGAUGA
This is a messenger RNA of Cordyceps fumosorosea ARSEF 2679, 1776 nucleotides long. Its product is annotated as Zinc finger, CCHC retroviral-type. Gene Ontology annotation, molecular function: nucleic acid binding; zinc ion binding. The record is from RefSeq and is a predicted model, not a curated record. The transcript has a single exon. Bases 1 to 1776 code for a protein of 591 amino acids. NCBI's taxonomy places the organism in Eukaryota, Fungi, Ascomycota, Sordariomycetes, Hypocreales, Cordycipitaceae.